CAAUUCCCUUAGACUGUAAGGAUCUUCGUAAUGAUGGUAACUUUAUUUCCGGUGUGUACGACAUUUACCCGUAUCGCACCAUAACCAUUCCUGUCACCGUGUAUUGUGAUAUGACGACAAUGGGCGGGGGAUGGACGGCAAUUCAAAAAAGAGUUGAUGGAUCCGUGGAUUUCCAAAGGCUCUGGAAAGAUUAUAAAGAUGGUUUUGGUGCCCCUGAACAAGAAUACUGGAUUGGAAAUGACGUGAUCCAUCAGUUAACAAAAGACAAGAACUCAUCCCUCUAUGCUGCCAUAACAAUCCAUUCUGGUGCAACACUUUAUGAAACGUACAACGGAUUCUCUGUCUCCAAUGAAACAGAGAAAUAUCAACUCUUUCUUGCAGGACCUGCCACGGGAACCUUAGGUAACUGCAAGAUGUUGUAUGUAAAGUCAAUGUUACAAAACUUUGUACUAAUAUUCUGUAAACCUUUCCGAUUCCAUGUUAAUUAA
Molecule: messenger RNA, 488 nt
Organism: Saccostrea cuccullata (small rock oyster)
Lineage: Eukaryota; Metazoa; Mollusca; Bivalvia; Ostreida; Ostreidae
Product: ficolin-1-like
Exons: 3
Source: RefSeq, a predicted model, not a curated record